Aspergillus versicolor CBS 583.65 is the source of this 750-nucleotide messenger RNA. RefSeq lists its product as uncharacterized. NCBI's taxonomy places the organism in Eukaryota, Fungi, Ascomycota, Eurotiomycetes, Eurotiales, Aspergillaceae. The record is from RefSeq and is a predicted model, not a curated record. Gene Ontology annotation, molecular function: oxidoreductase activity, acting on paired donors, with incorporation or reduction of molecular oxygen; monooxygenase activity; heme binding. The transcript is spliced from 2 exons. The coding region runs from base 274 to 585 and encodes 103 amino acids.
GCAGAUGCCGUAUCUGGUGAGUUGCUUCGUCUGAAUCAAGCGGCGCUAACAGUUGUAGACAUCCGUCAUGCUCGAAGGACUUAGGUACGGUAGCCACGUAACCGCCUCUAUGUGGAAUUGCUAACAAGGUAGACUUUCAUACGGCGCCAGCUCUCGAUUACAGCGCAUCGCUCCAGACCGCAACCUCCAGUUCCAAGAAUGGUCCAUCCCAGCAGGAGUAUGUUCUGACACUAUAUACGAUAUAGUAAUUGACAACACUAGACACCCGUCGGCAUGAGCACUGCCCUACUCCACCACAACGAGAACAACUUCCCCGACUCGCGCGAGUUCAUCCCCGAGCGAUGGCUAGACCCGGAAAAGCGUAAGCACCUGGAGAAGUAUAUGGUGUCGUUCAACAAGGGGUCGCGACAGUGCGUUGGGAUGAACCUCGCACGAUCCGAGAUCCUCCUGGCUCUCCCGAAUGUCGUCCGCCGUCUAGAUCUGGAGUUGUACGAAACGACGCGUGAGGAUGCAACACUCGCCCAUGAUCUAUUUCUCCCUUUUGCGCGGGAGGGAAGGAAAGGCGUUCGUGUUUUAGUACAGUAGAUAAGCUGUCCUAGUUAACAGGAAAUACCCGCAUAUUAAUAUACCUUAUACCGGCUUGUCGUGCGAGACCACUCCUCAUUACCACUGGCCAUAUAUUUCAAGGCCUCGACAUACCUCUCCCCUGAAGGAGAAAGCUCCAAACCCUCAGUCAACACAUCCAUCUUA